This is a messenger RNA of Zingiber officinale, 570 nucleotides long. RefSeq names its product G-type lectin S-receptor-like serine/threonine-protein kinase At1g61360. The record is from RefSeq and is a predicted model, not a curated record. The transcript has a single exon. NCBI's taxonomy places the organism in Eukaryota, Viridiplantae, Streptophyta, Magnoliopsida, Zingiberales, Zingiberaceae. Bases 1 to 570 code for a protein of 189 amino acids.
AUGACCCCGCACAACUCACUUAUAAAUGGCGAGACCUUGACAUCGACAGGAGACUUGUUUCAGUUGGGCUUCUUCAGUCUAGAUAAUAGUUCAGCCAAGGGAUACAUAGGAAUCUGGUACUGCAAUCACACACCGCAAGAAGGCACUGUAGUAUGGAUCGCCAAUCGGAACAAGUCUGUCAAUACAUCCAUGGCAUCCUUCAACCUCACUUCCGAUGGAAAUCUUGUCUUAUUUGAGGAAGACAAAAUUGUUUGGUCGACGGGAACGAGAUCCACAGAACUCAAUUCUGCACGCUUGCAGCUUUUAGAAUCUGGAAAUCUCGUGUUGAACGACAGCAACUACAUUCUAUGGCAGAGCUUUGAGCACAAGAAUGAAAGCGGCAUGUAUCUCGUUGGCAUGAAGUUUGGAUUUGACAACCGGGCCAACACUUCAUGGCAGCUAGUGUCAUGGAAAAAUCCCAUGGAUCCUUCUCCGGGAGACUACAUCAUGAUGAUUCGUGCUCUUCCUAUACCGGAUGACGAUGAAGGGAUCCUACAUAUACUAUCGCGGUGGCAUAUGGAACGGAUAUGA